Urocitellus parryii (Arctic ground squirrel) is the source of this 2116-nucleotide messenger RNA. It is a transcript of the gene Bfar, whose product is annotated as bifunctional apoptosis regulator. Gene Ontology annotation, cellular component: nucleus. Gene Ontology annotation, molecular function: protein binding; ubiquitin protein ligase activity. Lineage: Eukaryota; Metazoa; Chordata; Mammalia; Rodentia; Sciuridae. Gene Ontology annotation, biological process: proteasome-mediated ubiquitin-dependent protein catabolic process. The record is from RefSeq and is a predicted model, not a curated record.
GCGUCCACGUCCUCACCCGGGAGUGGCCGCUCUAGGCAGCGGGGAGGUCGCGGGGUUGAGGGGGCUGGGAAAUGAGUGCGGCCUCUCCUCUAUGGUCGCGGGCCAGGGGUACCCUCCGCAGUCGGUCCUCGGUUACUUCCGGAAGUGAAGCGGACCAGCUCCUCCUCCGUUUCCGCGGGGGUCCCCGUGCGGGGGGGCGAUGGCCGGGUCGGUCCCCGGGCGAAUAGAAUGAUUUGAUGAUGCCUUGCUGCCAUCUCCGAAGUCUGAAGUUUUCUGUGUCUGUGGGUCCCAGAAUUUGCUGAAAGAUGGAAGAGCCUCAGAAAAAUGAUGCCACCACAGUGGGCCUGGAAGAUGACCCUCUCAAAAGCACGGGCCCUCAGAUUUCCGUUAGUGAAUUUUCCUGCCAUUGCUGUUAUGACAUCCUGGUUAACCCAACUACCUUGAACUGUGGGCACAGCUUCUGCCGGCACUGCCUCGCUUUAUGGUGGGUGUCUUCAAAGAAAACAGAGUGUCCGGAAUGCAGAGAAAAAUGGGAAGGUUUCCCCAAAGUCAACAUUCUCCUCAGAGAUGCCAUUGAAAAGUUAUUUCCUGAUGCUAUUAGGAUGAGAUUUGAAGACAUUCGACAGAACAAUGACAUAGUCCAAAGUCUCGCAGCCUUUCAAAAAUAUGGGAAUGAUCAGAUCCCUUUAACUCCCAACACGGGCCGAGUGAAUCAGCAGAGAGGAGGGGGCUUCUUUUCUGGAGUUCUCACAGCUUUAACUGGAGUGGCAGUGGUCCUGCUUGUGUAUCACUGGAGCAGCAGGGAAUCUGAGCAUGACCUCCUGGUCCAUAAGGCUGUGGCCAAAUGGACGGCGGAAGAAGUUGUCCUCUGGCUGGAGCAGCUGGGCCCAUGGGCCUCUCUCUACAGAGACAGGUUUUUGUCUGAAAGAGUGAAUGGAAGAUUGCUUUUAACUUUGACAGAGGAAGAAUUUUCAAGGGCGCCAUAUACUAUAGAAAACAGCAGCCACAGAAGAGCCAUCCUCAUGGAGCUGGAGCGUGUCAAGGCACUAGGUGUGAAGCCCCCCCAGAAUCUCUGGGAAUAUAAGGCCGUGAACCCAGGCAGGUCCCUGUUCCUGCUGUAUGCCCUCAAGAGCUCCCCGAGACUUGGUCUGCUGUACCUGUACCUGUUUGACUACACAGAUACCUUCCUGCCCUUCAUCCACACCAUCUGCCCUCUGCAGGAAGACAGCUCCGGGGAGGACAUCGUCACCAAGCUUCUGGAUCUGAGAGAGCCCACUUGGAAACAGUGGAGGGAAUUCCUCGUCAAAUACUCCUUCCUCCCAUACCAGCUGAUUGCUGAAUUUGCCUGGGACUGGCUGGAGGUCCACUACUGGACAUCACGGUUUCUCAUUGUUAACGCCAUGCUACUCUCGGUUUUGGAGUUAUUUUCUUUUUGGAGGAUCUGGUCAAGAAGUGAGCUCAAGACACUUCCUCAGAGGAUGUGGAGCCAUUUUUGGAAAGUGUCAACACAGGGGCUUUUUGUGGCCAUGUUCUGGCCCCUCAUCCCCCAGUUUGUGUGCAACUGUUUGUUUUACUGGGCCCUGUAUUUCAACCCAAUCAUUAACAUUGAUCUCGUGGUCAAGGAAGUUCGAAGACUGGAAACGCAAGUGUUGUGACUGGCACUGUCCGGGCUCUGAGCGGGUCCUCCAGUCUCCCCAGUGCCUGAGCGGAUGCUUUGGAGGGUGAGGGAAGAGGAGACUUCCUGUUUCUACCCCUGGUAAACAAGGUGCUGCUUUGUAGGACAAAGGCUUCAACCAGGUCCUCUCUUCUCUGCCUGUGGCACACCAUGGCAGCAGACUAACACCCCAGUACCUGGAGGACUGUCUGUGGCCCACACAGCCGCCGCCUCACAGGGACCUGGCUGGCUCAGGCCACCAUGGCUGGCAGGACUCAGGGUCCUCAGAGGACACAGUGUGGGUGACGUCAGAAGGCCACCACAUCGGCAUCUCCCUCCCUGCCUCAGUUAAUGACAGGUUCCUAGAGCCAAGACUAGGCUUGUUUGGGCCAGGCCUGUCCUGUACGUCAAGUUUAGGAAGACAGAGAUAGGGUUUUUGUCAUAGGCAUAAAAAGUUACACA